AGACGUCCGCCCGCGCAAAAAGGCGGGAAGCGCCGUUGUUCGCCUGAGGGCCGAGCGGCCUCGUCCGAGUUCCUGACUGAGGAACUGAAGGGUGGGGGAGAAGGCGACGUUUCUCGCGGCUUCUUCCUUCACAGUUGAGCGGCCUCAAGUUACAUAUAAGCGGACUAGGCCACGCGGCUGUGAAGGAAACGCUUCACAGUGUAACUUGCCGAUACUAGGUGGCGCCGGUGAGCUAGGGCAAAUUUGACGUAUCUUUCAAAGCAGUUUUUUAAAAAGCAUUUCCACGGCUGGGCACCGUGGGAGUUGUAGCACACCCUCCGAUGAAAAGAGAGACGUUUGAUAUUUAUACCCAGCCACUCUGCGCAGCUGCCAACACAUAUAAAUGUAAUAAAACAUUGAGCGUUAAAAAAAACCCCUAUUGUCAGGGGUUCAGGAGCAGAGGCACAGGAAAGGGAGGAAAUAGAGAGCGAGGGGGAGGAGUCCGAAGGAAAUGUUAGCGAUGACAGCGGUCCGAGGUCUCUGAGUCUUUCCAGCGAAUCGGAAGAUUCACAGAAAGGGGCUCCCUUGGUCAGAGCAAGGGGGUGCCGAGGGGACACCCCAGGAAGAUGGGGCCUGCGGGGACUAAUUUAGCAGCAGUUGGAAAUCAGGACCAGCGUCCACAAAAGAGUGCAGGCGGCGGGAGGAGUCCCAGGCAUCGGGAUCAGGCGGCGCACUGCCAGUGGGAGGACAUGAGUCAGGAUUGGCCACGCCUCCAUCGGGGAGCGAGGAAACGGUCGAGAGGAAGGUUGAAGGCUGGGCGCGCGCGCCAAGUUCAAAUGUACAGGAGGGCGGCGCAGUUGGCAGCCCGGAUAGGGAGCCAGGUCCCAAAGCCCGCCGAAAAGAGGGGGAGGAGUCAGCGGGGUCAGCGUCAGAAGAAUCCAGGAAGGAAGGGACCCCGGGGGGUAGCAGGACCCAGAGGAGAAAGGAGAGACGUAAGAGGUGGAGUAAGGCUAGAAUCUUAAACUGGUGUACAGGGGGCGGAGACUCAGAUGGAGCUUCGCCGAUCUAACCCCUAGACGUAGAGCUGGGGCGCUCCGGCUUGAAAAUGGAAACUGUACUUCAAUAAAGACUUUUGUACAUUACUGCCGGCUAGCGUUGGUCCUCUGUGAGCUGGGACCUGGAGCCAGCUCUGACACCUAUGCUAUACAGCUAUGCUUUCAGACAGCUCGGGGGUUGGAUAACUCCACACCCUCCAAUGAAAAUGGGGGCAUCGUACCAUACCCUCUGACAUUUCUGCAAGGAAAGUAAGGGCAUCCCAUUUCAUAAUGAUAAUUUUGCUAUUUAUACUCUGCCCUUCUGACUGCGUUGCCCCAGCCACUCUGGGCAGCUUCCAACAUACUGUAUCUAAAAACAUCCUAAAACUUAAAACGUUUUUUUAAAAAACUUCGCUAUACAGUGGUACCUUGGUUCUCAAACUUAAUCCGUUCCGGAAAUCCGUUCCAAAAUGGAAGCAUUCCAAAACAGAAGCACACUUUCCCAUAGAAAGUAAUGCCAAACAGAUUAAUCCGUUCCAGACUUUUAAAAAGAACCCCUAAAACAGCAAUUUAACAUGCAUUUUACUAUCUAAUGAGACCAUUGAUCCAUAAAAUGAAAGCAAUAAUGUACUGUACUAUUGAAUAAGACAGUAUUGUAGAUGAUUAAAAUUAAAAUUAUUAUUUUUUCUUACAUGCACUGAUGAUUGUCAUUGUUUGGAUGGGGGGCUUUUAUCCAAUUCUGCAGUCACAGAAUCAGUCCGUCAUUAGCUGAACUGGGUUCCACACAGUCACAAAAACAAAUUAACCGAAAAAGCCUCAAAAAUCCGUUCCGGAAGUCUGUUUGGCUUCUGAAAUGUACAAAAACCAAGGUGCAGCUUCUGAUUGGUUCAGGCACCCUGGAAACAACAGCCGACAGCCACAUCGGAUGUUCGGCUUCCGAAAAACGUUCGAAAACCAGAAAAAUUCCCAGUUUUCGGCAUUUGGGAACCAAGGCGUUUGAGUACCAAGGUACAGUACUACUCUAUCUAAAAACAUAAUAACAGCAUGCAUGAACAUUCCCCUUGGGGAAAUUAGGAACACCUUAUACAGAAAAGUCGCAGGACACAAACAGAGCAGAUCCCUGCACUGCAGCGGGUUGGACUAGAUGACUCUUGGGGGUCCCUUCCGACUCUAAUAAUACCCUAUAACAGCAUUUCCCAAACUUGGGUCUCCAACUGUUUUUGGAUUACAGCAGUCCCUCCAAGUCCAGGGACGUCCUUGAUUUAGAGAAGCCGUCCCAGUUUCUCAUUUGAUCCCGGGAUGUCCCACUUUUCCUUUGGAUGCCCCUAUUUUCAAUGGAGAAAUGUUGGACGGUAUGGAGUUAUUCGACCCCCGAGCCGUCCGAAGACAGUUUUGUAUAGGAAAGGGUUUUUUUUAAAUGUUGAAUGUUUUCUUAUGUUUUUAUACAGUAUAUGUUGGAAACUGCCCAGAGUUGCUGGGGCAACGCAGUCAAAUAUGUGGGGUAGAAAUAGUAAAAUUAUAAUUGUGGAAUGGGACGUCCCUAUUUUCUUUGGAGAAAAGGCGGAGGCUAUGCAGUUCCUAUCAUCCCUGACCACUGGUUCUGCUAGCGAGGGAUGGUGGGAAUUAUGGUCCAAAAACAGCUGGAGACUCAAGUUUGGGAAACUUAAUUUUAGAGUUUGUUGAAUUGACUUCAUUUUUUAAGAACUUAACGUUUUUCUGUUUCCUUAUCUUUUAAACUUGUACCAGGCAGAGGGCCUUCUUGGCAGUGGCAUCCUAACUGUAGAUGUCAAGAAGAUGAAGAAUUACACAAGUUUUGGAAGACAUCUGAAGGCAGCCCUGUUUGAGGUAGUUUUUAAUGCUUUAUGUUUUUAGAUAUGCUGUAAGUCACCCAGAGUGGUGGGGAAAACCCAGGCAAAUGGGUGGGGUAUAAAUAAAAUUAUUAUUAUUACUACUACUACUACUUUGAUGGCUUUAUGCCUUUAAGAGAUUGAUACAUUUGUUUAAUAAAUAAACGUGUGUUUUCCCCCUUUUUGGAUAGUUUAACAUCGUGGCACAAUUAAAAUAUUGGAUUCUACCUGUGAUAUUAGGGACGUGGGUGGCGCUGUGGGUUAAACCACAGAGCCUAGGACUUGCUGAUCAGAAGGUCGAAUCCCCGAGACGGGGUGAGCUCCCGUUGCUCGGUCCCUGCUCCUGGCAACCUAACAGUUCGAAAGCACCUCAAAGUGCAAGUAGAUAAAUAGGUACCGCUCUGGCGGGAAGGUAAACUGCGUUUCCGUGCGCUGCUCUGGUUCGCCAGAAGCGGCUUAGUCAUGCUGGCCACAUGACCCGGAAGCUGUAUGCCGGCUCUCUCGGCCAAUAAAGCGAGAUGAGCGCCGCAACCCCAGAGUCGGUCAUGACUGGACCUAAUGAUCAGGGGUCCCUUUACCUUUAUCUUUACCUGUGAUAUUAACCCGGAGGUAACUGCAAGGGUGGCUGAGUUUCUGUUAAUAGUAUCUUUUAGAGUGGUGAAUGGCACAGUUUAGCAGGAAGACACUCCAAUGAAAAAUUAUGUUGCUAUAUAUCUCAUGUGGUUGUUUCUUUGCUUAUAUUUUUUAAAAAAUUGUAUAUGGGUGUUUUAAGAUUAUAUCUGCAAUGCCUAAUAAAGGUUUGUAGAAAUAAACAAAAAACCCCAAUGUUUUGCACUGUUAUUGUUUUAAUUGUUUUCUUAAAUUGUAUUAUGCAAUGGCUGUUGCUGAUUUUUAUUCUGAGCUGCUUUAAAAAAGCUUGGUUUAUUAAUUUUUUUACUAGAUUUUUUAGCCUCCCUUUCAGGGUGUCUGUCAAGGUGUCUCCCCACAAGGGAGUUCACAUGAUCAGGGACAAAAAACAAAACAAACGUACUGUAUAUCCUUGCUCUUCCUGUGUGUGGCAAUUAUUCUGUCCGUGAUGUUUCUUCCUGUCCUUGUAAAAUAUGUAUUAUGCCUAUUUUUCCCCGGUUCUUGCUGUUCUCCAUCAUGCUUUGGGCAGAGCUAUUAGCUAUUAGCCCACACUUACAACAUAUAUAAAAACACAACAAAACAUCCAACAUUAAGAAACAAAAUUUCCUAUAUGAGCAACAAACCAACCAAUAAAUCAAUGGAAAUCAAUAACAGCAGCAACAAGAAUAACAAAAAUAAACAGUUUACAGUUAUACCCAAUUAAAACAACCUCCAAGCCAGUAUGGUGUAGUGGUUAAGAGCGGUAGUCACGUAAUCUGGGGAACCGGGUUCGCGUCUCCGCUCCUCCACAUGCAGCUGCUGGGUGACCUUGGGCCAGUCACACUUCUCUGAAGUCUCUCAGCCCUGCUCACCCCACAGAGUGUUUGUUGUGGGGGAGGAAGGGAAAGGAGAAUGUUAGCCGCUUUGAGACUCCUUAAAGGGAGUGAAAGGCGGGAUAUCAAAUCCAAACUCUUCUUCUUCUUCUUCUUCUUCAAGCCCAACAGAACAUUUACUGGUAACCAACCCAAGAAAAACAAAACCGAGGAACCAAAAUUGGAAACAUUUAAAACAUUUUUGCCAGUCGCCUCAACCCGAGAGUUGUUCUCGCAAUGUCCCUCAGGCCUCCCAGGAGCCUCUUUUGGCUGUUCAAGGUGAGUUUGGGCUCCACCUCCUAGGCCAGGUAGAUGUGGGUCUUGCAGCAGGGAACAGGUUUUCCUUCUGGCACUCGCAGCAGCAAAUUACCGUAAAUCCCAUCCAUCUAUCCAAGGUAAGUGGGAUGUGAACUUAAUGGGAAAGUUUGCAUACCCCUCAAAGCCUUACCCAAAGCUUACUGCUUUUCUGGUUUGAAUUACUCCUUGAGAAGUCCCUAUCUGGUGAUAUUUCUUUUCUAAUUUUUAUUAAAUUUUUCUAAGUUACAUUUCAAAAUAUUCAUUUAGACAGCCUUAAAUCAAUGACUUCCCUUCUUCUCUUUCUGUGGUUCAUUUUGCACACCAUACAUUCCUGCAUAUUUUACAUGAACUAAACCAUUCAGUAUUCCAUUGUUACCUCCAUCAAAACUUAUUUACACUGUUGAAUUUAUCUUAAUGCUAUUUCUUGACCAGUUCCCCAGGGGCAGUUCCUCAUUCUCACCAAAGUCCCAAACAGUUGGAAACCUCGGUGAGGAACUGCGAAGCAAUCUACCGCUGUGUGUCAGAGGAAGCUUUCGCUUCCUCCCAAUAUCUCCAUGACUGGAGGGGGGGGUCUCCUUCAAGACUGACGUCUUCCAAAUCAACGCAAUCAACAGUUAUCGGAAGGAAUCAGUCCCUUCUGCACGGCCGAUAGUCACCAUUCCAAAGCUACCUAAUGUUGGUCACAUGAGCACCGUUGCACACAUUUCGCAACCACCCGCCCUCGUGAGAUCCAGAAGCUUGCCCAAAAAUACCACACCACAAACGCCCACGAGUCACAGGUUGAGCAAUAUGUUCCUUUCAUUUCACAGAUUCAAUGUUUGUUUGUUUGUUUUUUAAAUCACAUUUAAUUGGUGUCGUCAAAAGUUUUUGGGUGGUUUUUCCGGAACUGCCGCCUGGCAUCCAGAGAUUUCUUCUGAAAUCAUUGCCCCAAAUAUCCUCACUAAACAACCAGAUAAACAGUCCCUCCAACACUGGAGAGAAGCCUGUGGAUUUAUUUUGUUCUGCUUUUGUGGCAUGAGAGUACCAUAAAUUUAUUUCCCCUUUCCAGUCAUCUAUGUUAAUGUCCCCAAAUUAUUUUUGCUCUCUUUGUCUGUUGCUCAUAGUUGUCUAAAACUAUCAGAUUUGACAGACAUCUCAUUGCUUGGAAUCCUGCGUAUAAUGAAGAGGGUCCUUUUGAUGGACAAAGCGAUACUCAGGAUUAAAUUUUCCAACGUUCAAGGGUGGAUGUGAAUUGUAGGAUUUGGGAUGACUUGCCUGAUGUAGCUGGAGCGAAUCCCUCCUCCUGGUUCUCCACCUUCCACUUAAUUUGGUCACCUGGUUGCAAUCCUUCACAAAAGGCAAAAUAAAAAUUCUACUUGUUCCCGAGCUGGAAACUUUGGAUAGUUAUCUGGGUAAAAUAAUAAAAGAGGACACCUGUUCUGAAACAGUUGUACUGGCUGCCAAUUCGUUUCCAGGCCCAAUUCAAGAUGCAUCAUGUUCGUGCUUCAGGUUGGCCCCAAAUACCGGAAAGACCGCCUACUUUCCUACAAACCCUCUGGGGUGGCCAGAUCAGGGGCUGUAAGGGGGAGGCUAGAAAAAAGGACGGCGGCUGCAGGGCCUCCAAGAGUCCUGCUUUUCUCGGGACUGCCAUGGAAAGCUUUCAGCCGCCACAGGUCCUUUUUUAAAAAUAAUGUUUAUUUGAUUUUACAAGUAUAAAAUUAUAGCAAUACAACCAUCCACAUCAACAUUUACAGAUUUCUCCGAAGCUCUGGACUUCCCACCUCCCCUCCAUGGGUCCUAUUAUUAAACCUUUUCUACUGCAUCUUUUCCAAUAAUCUAUAUUUUAUAUAACAUCAUUGUCUCCACAGUCUUUGCUACAUUACAAGUGUGAUUGCAACCCUGCUAAUGUUUCCAUCUGCUUACAGUAGUCUCUUGAGAUAAGUUAUAAAUUUUCCCCAUUCUCUAUUAAAGUUUUGGUCUUCUUGGUUCCUGAGCUUUCCAGUCAGUUUUGCCAUUUUGCCAUAGUCCAACAGUUUAAUUUGCCAUUCUUCUCUGGUAGGGACUUUAUCUUCUUCCCAUCUCUGGGCUAACAACAUCCAUGCGGCUGUUGUCACACACGUAUCAGUAGAAGGGGUUUGAAUGUCCUCCUUGGGUGUGCUCUGGACAGCAGAUCACUGGCAGAGCACAUCUUUCUCAUGCAGAAAGUCGAAGGUUCAAUCCCUGGCAUCUCUGAAUAGGAUUGGGAAAGAACAGCCCCCCCCCCCCCCAGGAAGUGCUGCCAAUCAUUCUAGAGACAAUACUGAAGGACCCAAGGAUCAAAAUGAUAUAUAAUGAGUUGAAAAAAGUUUAAAAUAAACUUUGCUUAAAAAGCUUGAAGCCUUUCUUUUAGGAAUUCUAGAUGCUGAAAUCCCAAGGGAGCAGAAAAGACUAUUUACGUACGAGAUCAUGGCUGUGCCAUUGUUACUGGCCCAGAUAUGGAAAGAAGAUAAAGUCCUGACCAGAGAAGGAUGGCAGGUGACGUUGAUGGAUUAUGUCGAAAUGGCUAAAAUGACUGGAAGAAUCAGAAAUCAGGAAAACCAAAAUUUUAAUAAGGAAUGGGGGAAAUUUAUAAUCUGUUUUAAAGACCAUUGUAAACAGUUAAAAUCGUUCGUAGGAUUAGAAUAGCACUUGUAGUUUAAGGGUGAAUUCUGGACACAAUGGAGAUGUAAAAGAUUUGGACUAUCAUAAAAGAUACAGAAGGAAAUGAUAAAUAACAGAACCCACAAAGGGGAGGAUGGAAGUCCAGGAAAUUCCUUGAAAUCUUGUUUUUAUGAUUUAUGUUUGAUACAGCUCUGUAACAUUUUAAUCUGAAAAACCAAAUAAAUAAAUUUAUAAAAUAGAAGGACCCAAGGAUCUGACUUGCUACAAUACAGCUGAUGUUGCUUCGUGUUCUCGGUUGCAACUGGAAGCAUUAAGAACAGGAGCUUUGAUAUCCAGUUUUGCAUAUAUGAGCAGCAUUCAUCUGGACGUUAAACGACAUUAACCUCUUGACAUUGGUGGGAACUCUUGGAGCACAUCAAGAAACCAGAAUAUGAUGCCAAAGCUGAAAUCCAAUAUGCUACUUGGAGAUUAGAAUUGCUCUCUUGCCCACCCCCUCUACUCCUGAGUUAUGAAAUCUAAGACAUGUCAAAUAAUAUUGUUAGCCUGAAAGACACCUUUCAGAGAAUGAAGAUGGGAUAUCAACAGGAGACGUCUGAAGUCUUUGGAUUGCAGCUUAUUGAUGCUUCUCCCAGCAUAGCAUUUGUGCUUUGGACCGAAUCCCAUGUUUCUCCUUGGGGCUUAUUUCUCAGCAAAUAUGCACAGGGUGGACUAGCGGGUGCUGACUGUAAAAGCAGUAUUUAAGUGAUAGGCGCUAUAUAAUUUACAAGUAUUUUAUUGUGAAUUGUCUUCUACUGUAUAUGAUCACAGCCAUACCAGAGGUAUAAAUCACAUUUGAAGCACGUCUCCUGCAAAGAGCUAACAGGCUAAUAAUUUGUUAAUGGUGCCAGGAAUAAUUGUAGCUCUGUGAGUGGUAAACUAUAGUUCCCAGAAUUAUUUGGGAAUGUCAUGUGGUUUAAAUGGAUGGUGUGGAUAUGAAUAUUAAAGAGAUGGGAAAUCUGCAUAAAGAUAGUGGUGUUUAUUUCAGGGAGUUUGGGUUUGUCUGUUGCAGACUUUUGCCAUGUAAAACACCAGUAAAAUUUCAGGUUCUUGCAUUAGCAUUUUCUCUCUUUCAUCCAGUCUUGGCAAUCUAGGACAGUGGACUUUCCACCCCCCAUCUGAUCUACCUGAAAAUCUUUGGGGGGGGGAAUGGUUCUCAAGAGACCACUUAAUAAAUUUCUUAAUAAAUAUCAUUUUCAUAUGCUACUUCCUGAACAGAUUAGAGAAUCAAAAUAUAUCCUAUCAUGGCC
Messenger RNA from Podarcis lilfordi (Lilford's wall lizard), 8540 nucleotides. NCBI's taxonomy places the organism in Eukaryota, Metazoa, Chordata, Lepidosauria, Squamata, Lacertidae. The record is from the annotation of a GenBank genome assembly.